AUGCCUGAUUAUCACAAAAAUUUUUUUUCGGCUAACAACCGUAUGUUAAAAAUUGCUGGUCUUUGGUGGUUAUUCAACAAAGAUCCAAAAACCAAAUUAUUCCACUACAUAAUAAUGGGAUUUUAUUUCAUUUCUUGCCAACUUUUUAGAACCUACCACAAUAUUUUUGAUAUUUGGAUAGUUUACGGAGAUCUUCAACGAUUAUUAGACCAUUUAGGAGUGGUGAUGAGUCACAUUUUAAUGAAUUUAAAAUACAUCAUAUUAUAUUAUCGAAAUAAAGUGAUUAAAGUAAUGGAAGAGUUAAAAAAAGAAGGAUAUGAUUACGAAUCGAUUGCUGAUUAUAACCCAUAUCAGAUUUCUGUUGAUCGAAAAAGAAUUGCCAUCAGAGGAAUCUUAGCGUUUUUUACGACGGUUUGUAGUGUUCCUUUGGUUGGAACAAUUACUUCAGUUACAUUGUUAACGAUACAAGAAAAUGUUACUUGCGUUGAAAUUUUACCGGAUCCAACAAGAGUUCGUUUACGUAUGGAAAGUUAUUUUGAUUGUUGUGUGGCCAUCAUUUUUCAAGGAACACCAGUUUUAAUGUUUGGAUGGCAAAUUGUUGUAAUCGAUAAUCUGUACGUGGUUAUUUUGGUUUGUUUGGAAUCUCAUAUUUUAAUUGUAAAAGGUGCUUUUGAAACGAUAAGAACACGAGCUUUACGUAAACUUAAUUUAACGGAGAAUAAUUUGGAAAAUAAUAAACAUUCUUUAGAUCGAUUAAUGGAACAUGAAAUGAAACGACUCAGCAAACACUUACAAUUAAUUAUACGGUUAUUUGAGCAAAUUGAAGAAAUAUUUAAUAUAAUAGUGUUAAUGCAAGUAGUCGUUGUGAUGGCUUUGGGAGUUUGUUCUUUGUACAUGAUGUCAAGUUUAAAUAUCAUUUCGGGAGCUUUUCUUCACCAAUUAUUGUAUUUCAUGGCUGUUUCUAUACAAGUAACACUUUAUUGUUGGAUCGGAAAUGAAAUAACAUUGACGGGAGCAACUGUCCCUUUGGCAAUUUAUAAAUCAGAUUGGAUCACUGCUACUUCAAGUUUUCGUAAAGGAAUGUUAAUAAAUAUGGCUCGUAUGCAAAGAAAUUUAUGCAUAACAAUCGGAAAAUUUUCACCUUUAACUCUUGCUACCUUAGUUGCUAUAUUUAGAGGUUCAUACUCUUAUUUCGCAGUGUUACGGAACCAAAAAAUGAGGGAGUAAUUAAGAAAUCAACUAAAAAAGUGUAUGUAUCUAUUUAUUGUGUUCACCAAAAAUUAGUUUCACCUAAAUAUAUUCUUUAAGCUAUG
Messenger RNA from Onthophagus taurus, 1313 nucleotides. Lineage: Eukaryota; Metazoa; Arthropoda; Insecta; Coleoptera; Scarabaeidae. The record is from RefSeq and is a predicted model, not a curated record.